Molecule: messenger RNA, 5628 nt
Organism: Pelobates fuscus (common spadefoot toad)
Lineage: Eukaryota; Metazoa; Chordata; Amphibia; Anura; Pelobatidae
Gene: EGFR
Product: epidermal growth factor receptor
Exons: 28
Coding region: 383-4039 (1218 amino acids)
Biological process (GO): positive regulation of epithelial cell proliferation; neurogenesis; negative regulation of apoptotic process
Cellular component (GO): plasma membrane; signaling receptor complex; basal plasma membrane
Molecular function (GO): epidermal growth factor binding; epidermal growth factor receptor activity; ATP binding
Source: RefSeq, a predicted model, not a curated record
UUGUGAUCACAGAGGGAGACAGAGAGCUCAGCUAAAGCUGUCAAAAAAAAACUUUACAACUCCUGGAAGCUAGAGGGGAGAGAUCGAAGAUUUCAUUUUUUGUUACAUUCUGUACACUCUUUGGACGUUCUAUGAGAGAUAAGAAAGGAGGCUGAGAGGGGGGUUUAUCACCAAGUUCCAAUACAGGUUCACUGACUCGGUGCUUAGUUUUGGUGCUGAGAGCUGAACUGCGUCUCCUGUCCGAUUGCUGAAGCUCAGAUCAUGGAUUUAAAUGUGCAGCUAUUGUAGGGAGAUUCUUGUGGUUAAAGUUAUUUGAUAUUAACGAGAAGGGGACAAGGAAGGCUAAAGGAGACAAGAUAAGGAAAACUUGGACUUGUGUACCAUGGGUGACAGCAGAAUGAGGAGAGCUGGACUGGACAUACUAAUUAAAGUGGCUCAUCUUCUCCUGUGCUUUAUCAUCACCAGUCAUUCCAGCUCUGCCCAGGAAGACAGGAAAGUCUGUCUAGGAACAAAAAACAAAUUCACACUUCUUGGAACAGAGGAAGAACACUACAUCAGCCUUAAACGGACAUACAGUGGCUGUGAGAUUGUGCAUGACAAUUUGGAAAUUACCUACUUAGAAAGCCACCAUGAUGCCUCCUUCCUAAAGAGCAUAAGAGAAGUGGGGGGUUAUGUGAUCAUCUCUGUCAACGGUGUAAAAAGCAUUCCUCUAGAAAAUCUCCAGAUCAUCAGAGGGAACUCUCUCUAUAAAAAUAAGUUUGCUUUGACCAUCGUGUCUAAUAGUGCAGGAAAUUCCAGCUUGCAGCACCUACCACUGAAAAACUUAACAGAAAUACUUAACGGUGGUGUUAAAGUAUCAAAAAAUCCAGGUCUCUGCAACCUAAAUUCAAUCAAAUGGGAAGACAUUGUGAAUACAGAAGUCGCAAAUAAUGUAAUUGCACUUGAAGAUAACAACCCUCCCAAUUGUUGGAAAUGUAACCCAGAAUGUAAAGGAUCGUGCUGGGGGCCUGAACCCGGAGACUGUCAGAAGCUUACAAAAACCAUCUGUGCCCAGCAGUGUUCAGGUCGGUGCAGGGGGCCUGUGCCCAGUGACUGCUGUCAUAGCCAGUGUGCAUCUGGCUGUACAGGACCCAAGGAGAAAGAUUGCAUGGCUUGCCGUAAAUUUCGUGAUGGCGAAACAUGCAAGGAAAACUGCCCUCAGUUGCUGUUAUAUAAUCCAUUAUCCUACCAAAUGGAAAUAAACCCAGAUGGAAAAUAUAGCUUUGGAGCCACCUGUGUGAAAAAAUGCCCACACAAUUUUGUAGUGACUGAUCAUGGCUCAUGUGUUCGAACAUGUAAUCCAGAUUCUCAUGAAGUAGAGGAAAAUGGCGUGCGUAUAUGUAAAAAGUGUGAUGGACCUUGUACUAUAGACAAAAUUUGUAAUGGAACUGGUACUGGUAAUUUAAAAAAUGUCUUAUCGAUCAAUGCCUCAAAUAUCGAUUAUUUUCAAAACUGUACCAAGGUUUAUGGAGACCUGACCAUUCUGGAAUUGGCAGCUAAAGGUGACCCAUUCACCAACACUUCAAGACUGAACCCAGAAAAACUUAGCAUCUUUAAAACCAUUCGUGAAAUAACAGGGUUUUUACACAUUCAGUGGUGGCCAACUAAUUACACUGAUCUGAAUUAUUUUGAAAACCUUGAAAUAAUUAGAGGCAGAACUAAGCAACAUGGUAGAUAUGCCCUUGCGGUGGUCGGACUAUCUAUAAACUCAUUGGGUUUACGGUCUUUAAAAGAAAUAAGUGAUGGAGAUGUUAUAAUCAAGAACAACAAGAACCUUUGCCAUGUUGACACCAUCAAGUGGGACAACCUGUUCAGAACAAAUCAACAAACAAAAAUUAUAGAUAAUAAAGAUCCAAAGAUAUGUGCAAAUUCAGGAGAUAUUUGUGACCCUUUAUGUUCUGGUGAAGGAUGCUGGGGACAAGGGCCUUUUCAGUGUUUCUCCUGUGGCAAUUUUACGCGUGAAUAUGAAUGUGUUCCAUUCUGUAAUCUUUUAACAAGGGAACCACGAGAAUAUGAAAGCAAAGGUGUUUGCUAUGCUUGUCACUCUGAGUGUAUGCCACAGAACAAUACCGUCACCUGCACAGGACCAGGUCCAGAUACCUGUACGAAAUGUGCCCAUUAUAAUGAUGGUCCAUACUGUGUGCGAACCUGUCCAGCUGGUAUCCCUGGAGAAAAUGAUACAUUGAUCUGGAAAUAUGCUGAUGAAGCAGGUGUAUGCCAGCUGUGCCACUCUGAAUGCAAAAUGGGAUGCAAAGGGCCAGGAAUUGCAGGUUGUCCAGCUCCUGGGUCGAGAGUUGCAUCCAUUGCCGCUGGUGUUGUUGGAGGGAUCCUUGGAGUACUUGUCGUUGGACUAGUUGCCUUCUUCUUCAUUCGGAGAAAUCGUAUCCAUAGAAAACGCACCCUACGCAGGUUACUUCAGGAGAGAGAGCUUGUUGAACCUGUAACGCCCAGUGGUGAAGCUCCUAACCAGGCACUUCUUAGAAUCCUGAAAGAGACUGAGUUUAAGAAGAUAAAGGUUCUUGGGUCUGGAGCAUUUGGCACAGUUUAUCAGGGACUAUGGAUACCUGAAGGAGAAGGGGUAAAGAUUCCUGUUGCCAUUAAAGAAUUAAGAGAAGCCACAUCUCCUAAAGCCAACAAGGAAAUUCUUGAUGAAGCUUAUGUUAUGGCCAGCGUAGAAAAUCCUCAUGUUUGUCGUUUACUGGGAAUAUGUCUGACCUCUACAGUCCAGUUGAUUACACAACUCAUGCCUUGUGGGUGCUUAUUGGACUAUGUUAGAGAGCACAAAGACAACAUUGGCUCACGCCAUCUUCUCAACUGGUGUGUGCAGAUUGCCAAGGGUAUGAGUUACCUUGAAGAUCGGCGCCUGGUCCAUAGAGAUUUGGCUGCUCGGAAUGUUCUUGUUAAAGGUCCCCAACAUGUGAAGAUCACAGAUUUUGGAUUGGCAAAACUUUUGGGAGCUGAUGAGAAAGAAUAUCAUGCAGAAGGAGGAAAGGUGCCAAUUAAAUGGAUGGCAUUAGAGUCAAUUCUGCAUCGAAUUUACACCCAUCAGAGUGACGUAUGGAGUUAUGGAGUCACUGUGUGGGAAUUAAUGACAUUUGGACUGAAACCAUAUGAUGGAAUCCCUGCAAGCGAAAUUUCAACAAUUUUAGAAAAAGGAGAACGCCUUCCUCAACCGCCAAUCUGCACCAUUGACGUCUAUAUGAUUAUGGUGAAAUGCUGGAUGAUAGAUGCGGAGAGUCGUCCUAAAUUCCGUGAGCUGAGUGCUGAAUUUACCAAAAUGGCUCGAGACCCAAAACGAUACCUCGUCAUACAGGGUGAUGAGAGGAUGAAUUUACCUAGCCCUGUUGAACCCAAAUUCCAUCGUGCAUUGGUAGAGGAGGAUAUGGGAGACCUUGUCGAUGCAGAGGAAUACCUGAUACCACAUCAUCAAGGGUUCUUCAGCAGUCCUUCAACUUCACGGACACCUCUGUUGAGUACGCUGAGUGUACUAAGCAACAAUUCGCCGAUUGUGUGCAACAAUCGAAAUGGGGGACCACCAGGUAGAGAAGAUAGCUUUAUCCAGAGAUACAGCACAGAUCCUACAGUUAUUUUGAAUGACAGCAUGGAUGAGGAGUUCUUGCCUGCCCCAGAAUAUGUCAACCAAAUCAUUCCAAAACCAGUGGCAUCAACAUUAGAAAAUCCAGCAUAUGUCAACUUGGCUCAAUCAAACAAUACAAAGCCUGCUCUCGAAAAUCAUUACCAGAAUUCCAACAGCAAUGGAAUUAACAACCCAGAGUACCUGAAUUCUGAUCAUGCUCUUACCACUAAACCAGAGUUGGACUAUCCUUCCAUCUGGGACCAAAAAGUUAACCAUCAAAUAAAUUUGGACAAUCCUGAUUACCAACAGGACUUCUUUCCCAAAGAAACAAAGACCAAUGGACAUUUUAAGAUUCCUGCAGCUGAAAAUCCUGAAUAUUUGGGAUUGGCACCCAAAAGUGACUAUAUUGAGGCUUCUGCAUGACUAAAAUGAAAAGAUAACAUUCUGGACUCUCGUCUUCUUAAGACUCUGCCAGGUUUUUACAGACCUGUGAGGAGAUAUGAAUAACAAUGGCAACCAGUACAUUGCCAUACAAGACUUGUACACUUCAACCUGGACCCUUGAAGUAUAUUUUGGAUUUAUCCUAUUGUGGCACUGGUUGGCUAUCGACACAAAAAGAAGGCCAUGGCAAUUAGAUGUCUACUUCUCCUCUCCCUCUGCAUUUUAUAUAAAUAUCUAUAUAUGUACAUGUAUAUAUAUGUACAUGUAUAUAUAAUGAUUUGUAAAAAAAAAUAAAAAAAAAUGCCAUUUUAAUUCCUCAAUUCCUCUAGGGAUUUUUUUUUAUAGUUUAUAAUAAUUAUUGCACCUUUUCUGUUGCAUUUGUGUUGGAUUUUUUUACCCAAGAGACUUGACUAUUAAAUGCUUAGUUUUGAACAUGGAACAAGAUCUUUUUUCAAUUUCAUAACCUAAUGCUUAACUUGGGAUCAUGGUGGCAGUGCUAGCUACAUUAAUUAUUGUAAAGAACUUUGUCCAACUCGUCUCUUUCCUUAUACUUGUAAGGGAACAUGCACUUAUUGUCUUAAUUUCGUAACUUCAUAAACAGCCAGAAAGCAGAAGUAUAUUUUCCAUUGGCAUUUCAAUAAUGUUCUCCCAAAAAUAUCUUCAGAUUGACUUCUGUGUGCCAUUGAUUAAAUAUGUUAAAAAAUAUACUUUGAAUUAUUAAUAUUCUUAUAGUGUAAUUUUGUAUGCUGACUAUGCAUAUUUAGCUAUCCCUAUCUACCCAUAUCCUGCAGUGUUGAGCAUUGCAUACCUUCCAACACUGGAAGGUAAGGAAUCGGUACUGAUGGGCAAAUCUUAAAGGUGGCAAAGCCAGUGAUGCAACUUGGCUUCACAUAAUUGGUAGGCCAUCAGGUAAUUAGCAGGCCAAACAUUGGGGCAUGUCAGACUGGUGUUACACACACCAGGCUGAAAGACACACUUCCAGCCAGCCCCCAACCUACAGGACCAAGAGGAGAGGGCUGCUGAAGUGCUCCAUGCAUGGUCCUACUUCCCAGGAGUGACACAUUUGGGAGCCCUGCAUUGGGUUUAUGUCUACUACUUAGUAAUGUUCAGACGCUACAGAAAAUGAAAUGUUUUUAAACAUUAAGCAGGGCUAAAUCAGUCCAGCUCUGUCAGUCCAGUUCAGUUACUCGGUACAGUUAUGUGCUUAUUUUAAAGCACAGGCCUAUUAAAAGUGCCCUUGGUUCUUUGAAGGGUAGGAUUUUGGGUGUCAGAAAACAUAUUCUAGAAAUGUCAGUCAUAAGCUGAAACAAAAUGGAAAAUAUUUGCAUUAUUUUGUAAAGGUUUUUAUUUGUCGUGUUUGUAUUUUUAAUGGAUAUGGCAGUAUAAUAUAUGGAAAAAUACACAUUUUGCAUCACAUUGAAAUAAAAGCUAAACCCAUUUGUGGAUUAUAAAGUCUGAGUAUCUGCCCAUCCGGUACACAGUAAACUAUAUAUUGUGAUCAGUAAGCAUUGUUAGGUUCAGCAGACACCAUAUCGUGUAUAAAUAUAAAUAAAAGCAUGUAUUAUUUUUUA